AGCAGAUAGUUUAGUGUUUGUGGAAGUGUGUGUUCCUGUGUGUGUGUGUUCCUGUGUGUGUGAAACAUGUCGGCCUGCAGGCUGAUGAGAGCCAUCAGAGUCAGUGAGUUCGGAGCUCCGUCGGUGCUCAGACUGUGUUCAGAUGUGACUGUGCCUGAACCUGGACCCAGACAGGUGUUGAUCCGUGUCCAUGCCUGUGGAGUGAACCCUGUGGAGACCUACAUCCGGGCUGGGACUUACGCCCGUAAGCCCACCCUGCCGUACACACCGGGCACAGAUGUGUCUGGAGUGGUGGAAACUGUUGGAGAAGGAGUCAGUGCAGUGAAGGCAGGAGACCAUGUGUUCACCACAGCCACUGUUAGUGGAGGUUAUGCAGAGUACGCUGUAGCAGCAGACGACUGUGUCUACAAACUGCCCGACGCUUUAGACUUCACCCAGGGUGCAGCUGUAGGGAUCCCUUACUUCACCGCCUACAGAGCUCUGGUUCACAAAGCCCACGCCAAGGCUGGAGAAACCGUCCUCAUCCAUGGAGCCAGCGGAGGGACCGGUAUGGCAGCAUGCCAGAUGUCUCGUGCUCUGGGUCUCAGGGUGUUGGGGACAGCUGGGACGCCAGAGGGAAUGAAGCUGGUUCUCAACAACGGAGCUCACCUGGCCUUUAAUCACAGAGAGGAGGGCUACACAGACGAAAUCAUGAAAGCCACAGAGGGCAGAGGCAUAGAUGUGAUAGUGGAGAUGCUGUCAAAUGUCAACCUCAGCAAGGACCUCCAGAUGUUGGCCUAUGGAGGACGUGUUACGAUCAUUGGCUGCAGAGGCUCCAUAGAGAUCAACCCCAGAGACACUAUGGCUAAAGAGAGCAGCAUCAUCGGAGUGGCUCUUUUCUUCGCUUCAGCGGAGGAGAAGAAGGAGUGUGGGGCACUGCUCUGUGCAGGGAUGGAAACUGGUUGGCUGCGUCCGGUCGUCGGGUCCAAAUAUCCACUUGACAAGGCCGCCCAGGCCCACCAUGACAUCAUUGAGUCUCCUGGGGCUGCUGGGAAGAUUGUCCUGACCAUGUGAUGAUGUGGUCAUAUCAUGGGUCAAAGGUUACCACGUAGCAGAGCAACAUUAAGCUUUUAAAGAUUUAAGCUUUUUGCUGUAUUGCCCACUUGGGGGCAGCAGAACAUUCUGAAAACAUAACAUUAACAUAUUAUGUGAUUAUGUUAUUAUAGUUCUGUUUUUAAUCUCCGCUAAUUCCUGAUGGAAAUAUCUGUGUCUGCUGAUCGUGCAGUUUGUUUAUCAGAGCUUUUGUGCUUUUUGUAAAAGUUUCUGGCCAGAAAACCAAAACAAAUGGUCUAUAAUGCUCUGCAGAGCUCAAGAUUGAGUUGGUUGAUAAUUGUCUGUUAGUCUUCACUACCAUUGACCCUGUUCAAGAAUCUGAUUAGUGCAUUUGAAAGUGAAUGUUUUGAGUUAAUCCUAAGAUAAUUCAAUUCAGUUUUCUACUUUACACGGGCUCUAAUUUAAUCAAGAGGAUGCUGAUUUCAAAUACAAGCACUUAAGUUCGGGGUGUAUGGGGUGAGUUAAAUUGCUGAUAUUUUUGAAGUGAAUUGUAAAACUGAUUGUGUUACACUCACUGUUAGUGUUAAUGUAAUGAGGAUUAACAAUAGAGACACCAUUAUGCCUUUAAGCAACAAUAUACUCAACAUUAUACUCCAGAAUUCCAAAUGUGAUCUAAACAACAAAAUAAAUGAUUUUUAAUUG
Molecule: messenger RNA, 1734 nt
Organism: Larimichthys crocea (large yellow croaker)
Lineage: Eukaryota; Metazoa; Chordata; Actinopteri; Sciaenidae
Gene: cryz
Product: crystallin, zeta (quinone reductase)
Exons: 8
Coding region: 67-1053 (328 amino acids)
Cellular component (GO): cytosol
Molecular function (GO): zinc ion binding; NADPH binding; quinone reductase (NADPH) activity
Source: RefSeq, a predicted model, not a curated record